AAAAUCCUAAUCCCAAUAUCGGUCUCGAAGACGCAGUCUCCGGCUCCUUCCGCUCCAACCCCAGCCCCGCCCAUCCGAAAUCGGGAAACCCUAACUCUAGAACUCGCCCGGCCGCCGCCAUGGACCCUGACGGCGACCCGGCGUUCCACCGCAACGAAGCCAUCUCCGCCGUCCAGGAUGUCGACCAGUACUACGGCGACGACGACGACUUCGACGACCUCUACAACGACGUCAACGUCGGCGACGGCUUCCUCCACGCCUCCCACCCGCCGCCGCCGCCGCCGCCGACCCAGCAGGCGCCGCCACCGCAACAGCAGCAGAAACAGCUCCCUCCUCCGCCCCAGCCGACGCAGCAGCACCAGCCUCCGCCCCACUCCCUCCCGCCGCCGCCGCUGCCGCCGCAGGUUCCGCCGCAGCAGCCUAAGGUACACAUCCCUGGCGUGGCCGUCCCUGCUCCUGGUCUCCCUCCCGCACAGCCCAAUCUCCCGCUGCCACCUCAGCCGCCGGCUGCCCCUGGGCCGCCGCCUCCUCAGCACCACCAGAUUCAGCAAGGCGACGGGUUCCACCGCCCUGGAGGGAACUACGGCGGCGGCGCCAUCGUGGUCGGGAACGGCGGUGCAGCAAGCGGGGCCGACGGCCCCGGUGGCACGACGCUGUUUGUGGGGGAACUCCACUGGUGGACGACGGACGCGGAUCUAGAGGCCGAGCUCAGCAAGUAUGGGCCGGUGAAGGAGGUGAGGUUCUUCGAUGAGAAGGCCAGCGGCAAGUCCAAGGGGUACUGCCAGGUCGACUUCUAUGACCCUGGUGCUGCGGCUUCUUGCAAGGAGGCCAUGAACGGGCACCUGUUUAAUGGCCGUCCAUGUGUUGUGGCAUUCGCGUCACCAAACACUGUGCGCCGCAUGGGUGAGGCGCAGGUGAAGAACCAGCAGGCGAUGGCUGCACAGACAUCGUCGAUGCAGCCGAAGGGUGGUAGAGGGGGCGGUGGUGUCGGAGGGCCACAGGUGGGUGGUAAUUAUGGUGGUGGCCGUGGAGGAGCUGGCGGACCUGGUGCCGGUGGUGGAGCAGGUGGAGGUGGCGGAAAUUGGGGAAGAGGUGGUGGAGGGAUGGGGAAUAGAGGUCCUGUCGGUAAUAUGAGGAAUAGGAUGGGCCCAGCAGGUGGCCGUGGGAUCAUGGGGAAUGGGGGCAUGGUUGCACCGCCACCACCAAUGAUGCCGCCCGGGGGGAUGAUGGGGCAGGGUUUCGAUCCUACCGGUUAUGGCGCAAUGGGAAGGAUGGGUGCUGGAUUUGGUGGUUUCCCCGGCGGACCAGGGGCUGUGCCAUUCCCUGGAUUGAUGCAGCCAUUCCCGCCGGUUGUUGCGCCACAUGUUAACCCGGCCUUCUUUGGACGGGGCGGGAUGGGGGCUGGUGGGAUGGGCAUGUGGCCUGAUCCUAAUAUGGGGGGUUGGGGUGGGGAGGAACAAUCAAGUUAUGGGGAUGAUGCAGCAUCUGAUCACCAGUAUGGGGAAGGGGGAAGCCAUGGGAAAGAGAGGCCACCGGAGAGGGAGUGGUCUGGUGCACCAGAGAGGAGGCGUGAAAGGGAGAAAGAUGUUCCUUCAGCACAGGAGUGGCCAGAGAGGAGACAGCGGGAUGAGCGGGACAUGGAUCGAGAGAGGAAUCGUGACUAUGACAGAGAGAGAGAAAGAGAUCGUGACAGGGAGAGAGACAGAGAACGAGACAGAGAGAGGGACAGAGAUAAGGAGAGGGACAGGGAUAGGCACAGGGAUGACAGAGAUCGCCAUGGCGAUUAUCACAGGCACAGGGAGCGCGAUUCAGAGCGAAACGAAGACUGGGACAGGGGAAGGUCAUCUGGGAUGCGCAGCAGGUCGAGGGAGGUCGACCAUUCUAAGCGUAGGAGGAUGACACCUCAGUAGUGUAGCUGGGAGAGCUACAGCUAUUGUAGAGGCAGCAACUAUCCAGGGCAGCGUCUUUCUUGCACACAGGCAUGGUUCAGUAACAGCCAGCGAUUCCUUACUGACUGUAGCUGUGGUGGGUUCUAAUUGCAUGUGUCUUCGGCUAUCUGUUGUAGCAAUGAUUUGAGAUCAACGUGCGAUUGGAAUCUGUUCGGCUACAUGAAGAUUGACUUCCCUGGAUGAUAGCGCUGUCUCUUAUUUUAUGUAUUGUUAAAUUUCUGAAUGGCACAAAGACAUAAGAAUCUAUUAUCUGUAAUGCUCGGGGCUUUGCUUUGCAUCAUAGCUGGAAAGAAGCUGAGACUGUACUAUUUAUGUUGUAGCAUGAUCGACUGACUUGUGUUAUGGCCUUGCUUUGUUUA
Messenger RNA from Phragmites australis (common reed), 2308 nucleotides. RefSeq names its product glycine-rich cell wall structural protein 1.8-like. The transcript is spliced from 2 exons. The record is from RefSeq and is a predicted model, not a curated record. NCBI's taxonomy places the organism in Eukaryota, Viridiplantae, Streptophyta, Magnoliopsida, Poales, Poaceae. Gene Ontology annotation, molecular function: mRNA binding. The coding region runs from base 120 to 1910 and encodes 596 amino acids. Gene Ontology annotation, cellular component: mRNA cleavage and polyadenylation specificity factor complex. Gene Ontology annotation, biological process: mRNA alternative polyadenylation.